ACUUGAAAAGAUGCUUGAAACUGCUCUGAUAAUAUAUGUGUAUAUAUAAACACACAUAUUAUGGUAGGAAUAGUAGUGGGUCUCCAAUCUACACAAGAAAAAAUGAAAAAGUUUUCGUCCACUGGCAGGAGAUAAGAAAGUGGAGAAGAGUGGGAACGCACGAGAGGAAAGGAAAAUAAUAUCUCCUUUCUGAUAAUUAGCUGUUUAAGAUCCACUAUCCUCCACUCUCUCUUUCCUCUGCUUUGGGAUCAAAUGCAAUAAUUCCAUCAUGCAGACCAAACGCCUACCUCUUCCUUUUCUCACACUCUGCACAAAUUGAUUCUACUGUUGCAAAGGGCCUUUGGUAAAUUAAGCUAGGUUCUCUCUUACGUUGCUCUCGUUCAGUUCUCCGGAGAUCCUGAAAAAGAAGCUAGCAUGAGGACGUUCAGAAAAUAUCUCGUUGUGAUUCUCUUGGUUCUUAUUCAGGUUCUCUGCGGUGAGUCCCUGGCAAAAACGGAGAAGAAAGAGGACCAGAGAAGUACUUACAUAGUUCACUUGGCCAAGUCCGAAAUGCCACAGACUUUCGAGCAUCAUUCAACCUGGUACGAGUCGUCUCUGAAAUCGGUGUCUCAAUCAGCUGCAAUGCUAUACAUCUACGACAACGCAAUCCAUGGAUUUUCAACCAGACUGACUCCUGAAGAAGCUCGCUUACUCGAGAGUCUACCCGGGAUUCUAGCCGUGUUGCCGGAGACGAGGUACGAGCUACACACAACUCGAACCCCUGAGUUCCUCGGGAUUGAUAAAAUCGCCGACUUGUUACUUGAGUCUAAAUCGGAUGUUGAUGUAAUCAUUGGAGUCCUAGACACUGGUGUUUGGCCCGAGAGCAAGAGCUUUGACGAUACAGGACUCGGACCCAUCCCAAUCGGCUGGAAAGGCCAGUGUGAAACGGGCACUAAUUUUACUACCUCAAAUUGCAAUAAGAAAUUGAUUGGGGCCCGGUAUUUUGCAAAUGGCUAUGAGGCCGCGAUGGGUCCAAUCAACGAAACUCAGGAGUCUAAAUCGCCACGAGACGAUGAUGGCCAUGGAACCCACACUGCGACUACAGCUGCAGGUUCGGCAGUUGAAGGUGCCAAUUUAUUUGGCUAUGCUUCAGGAACGGCGCGUGGUAUGGCUACCCAUGCCAGAAUAGCUGCCUACAAAGUUUGUUGGUUUGGAGGUUGCUUCAGUUCUGAUAUAUUGGCUGCUAUGGACAAGGCCAUUGACGACAACGUUGACGUGCUUUCUUUAUCGCUCGGAGGCGGAGUAGCCAAUUAUUACCAAGACAAUAUAGCAAUUGGAGCUUUCGCGGCAAUGCAGAAAGGGAUUUUCAUCUCCUGUUCUGCGGGAAAUGCUGGCCCCAGCACAUCUAGUCUUUCCAAUGUAGCGCCAUGGAUUACUACUGUAGGAGCUGGCACACUGGAUCGAGAUUUUCCGGCUUACGUCAGCUUGGGAAACGGAAAGAACUAUUCAGGGGUCUCUCUUUAUAAAGGUAAUGCUUUACCCGAUUCUCCGCUACCCUUUGUAUACGCUGGCAACGUGAGCAAUGCCACCAAUGGCAAUUUGUGCUUGAUGGGUACCUUGACGCCGGAUAAAGUUGCUGGAAAGAUUGUGUUAUGCGAUCGUGGACAGAAUGCUAGGGUGCAGAAAGGAUUUGUGGUGAAAAAAGCUGGUGGGUUGGGCAUGGUGUUAGCUAACACCGACGAUAAUGGCGAAGAACUGGUGGCCGACGCCCAUCUAUUGCCUGCGACGGCGGUAGGUAAAAAAGCCGGCGACGCCAUAAAGACUUAUAUCGGGUCCAAUACAAACGCAACGGUGAAGAUUUUAUUUGAAGGAACAAAGCUAGGAAUUCAGCCAUCACCGGUUGUUGCAGCGUUUAGCUCCCGGGGUCCCAAUGACAUCACGCCUCAGAUACUGAAGCCCGACCUCAUCGCGCCAGGAGUUAACAUCUUAGCAGGGUGGUCAAAAUCCGUGGGUCCUACCGGAUUAACCGUCGAUCCUCGGCGCGUGGAUUUCAAUAUCAUAUCAGGCACGUCCAUGUCCUGUCCUCACGUGAGCGGGAUAGCUGCUUUGAUCAAGGUGGCUCACCCCGAGUGGAGCCCGGCAAUAAUUCGAUCGGCUCUCAUGACUACCGCCUAUACAGCUUACAAGAACGGUGAUAAAAUGUUAGACAGUGCUACAGAAAAACCAUCGACACCGUUCGAUCAUGGCGCUGGACACGUGGAUCCAGUUUCAGCCCUUAAUCCAGGACUCGUGUAUGAUGUGGCAUUCGAUGAUUAUUUGGGUUUCCUCUGCGCGUUGAACUACACAGACGCACAAAUCAACACCGUGGCAAGAAGAAAAUUCCAGUGCGACGCAACCAAACAAUACAGUGUAAGUGACCUCAAUUACCCUUCAUUUGCUGUGGUAUUUAAAUCGGGCGGUAGGACCAAUGUGGUUAAACACACGCGGACUCUCUUGAACGUGGGGGCAGCUGGAGCGUACAAUGCCUCGGUGACUUCGGACACCUCGUCCGUUAAGAUCUCAGUCGAACCCGAAGUGCUUGGUUUCAAGGAAAACGAGAAGAAAUCUUAUACGGUGACGUUUACGUCUCUAGGUUCAUCACCGAAGAGUCGAAAUGCGUUUGGUCGCCUAGCAUGGUCCGAUGGGAAGCACGAGGUUGCGAGCCCGAUCUCAUUUAGCUGGGGCACUUAGCCAGAAGAAGGAGGGUGAUCACUCUCAAUCGCACAGGAUUUGCUUUAUGUUAGCUGUUUUAUAAGUAUCCAGAUGGAAAAUUGUGAAAGCUGGAAGCCUAGCGUCCUUGGUUAGUUGGUUUGGAGUCUGACCUGUGAGAAACAAAGAGGAAAAAUAGAUCGGCUCUUGUUUCUAAAUCCAAUUUAUAAUGUUCUAAUUUUUAAUCUUAUGAAAAUGCAUCCAUUUA
This is a messenger RNA of Prosopis cineraria, 2935 nucleotides long. RefSeq names its product subtilisin-like protease SBT1.7. Gene Ontology annotation, biological process: proteolysis. The transcript has a single exon. Lineage: Eukaryota; Viridiplantae; Streptophyta; Magnoliopsida; Fabales; Fabaceae. Bases 415 to 2709 code for a protein of 764 amino acids. Gene Ontology annotation, molecular function: serine-type endopeptidase activity. The record is from RefSeq and is a predicted model, not a curated record.